This is a messenger RNA of Serendipita indica DSM 11827, 4074 nucleotides long. The record is from the annotation of a GenBank genome assembly. Lineage: Eukaryota; Fungi; Basidiomycota; Agaricomycetes; Sebacinales; Serendipitaceae.
AUGGCUGACGCGACAAAGACAGAGGCAGCUCCCGUGCACCCGCUUAAGAGACUGUUGCGCAAGGCCUCGAGAUCAAAGACGUCUGUUGUGGCUACAGAUGAAGCAGAGGUUGCAACACCGGAGGGUCGCCAGCCACUGGAAAGGAUCGCCAGUAUUGCCGUGACACUCCCAGACGAUAAUAACGAAAUAUUGGAUCAACAACAGCCUGUAAUCAACGAGGAGGCCCUUCCGUCCCCAACCGUCCCUUCGAAGGAUGCAAAGCGGCGCGCUAGCCUGGUGGACAAACUAAAGGGAUUGGCAGGAAAUAAGAAGGACAGGAAGAAUGGGCCAACCGCUGACGGUGUCGUCGAACAAGCAGAGGAUACAAAUGGUACCACUCCCUCCGGGCUCACUGCUCAGGCGAUACCGGUGCCUAGCGCCGUAAGGCCUAUUGAUAUAGCAAAGCGAGUCCGAGAUCUUCUCACGUCGGCUCCUCCUUUCUAUCCAACGACACUGGUCGCCUCUGAGACCAAGCCUCCUCCUACUUCGGAUAGUGCAUUGGGAGAUUUAAUGGGAGCAAAGUUCUUAUCGACGCUUUCUGAUCAUAUCGCCAUGUCCGGUUCAUCAUCCCAAGAAUCCGUUUGGAGCAUUCUCGACCGCACCAAAUUUAGCUUCCAGGCCAAUGUGCAUGGAAACUUUACGACAUUGGCAGAGGCAGCCGAACCGGAUAACUCUAUCAUGCUUUGCGCACCUCUAUUCCCAGACGAGGACUCUCAGGUUGAGCUCGCAGAGUUUCAGCUCGUCAAGGUGCCACUCGACGAGUUGGACGAAGCAAUCUUGAGUGCUGCUGGGUGGUGGCCACCUUGGGAAUGGGGCAAAAAGCCCAAGCCCAGCGAGCCACCUACUAAAGUUGUCCGCGUUUGGAUCCCCAGCACGACCAAAGUCUCUGUUCAAUUGGCAUGGUGGGGAUAUAGAAUCUGGCUGCCACCACCUGUAAUGAAGGUACUCGGCGACAAAUCCAUCGAAGCGGUGAAGCGAGCCGCUAUGAUUGCAACUGCAUUGGGAUGGCUUGUCAAUCAUAUUCCAACAGCGGGGCUCCCGGUUGAAUUAGUGGCAGUUCUUACAGUUGCAAAAGCGUUGGUGCCGAUCAUUGGCUAUGUUGGCGGGUUCAUUUCGUGGUAUUGGUCCACUGUUCAGAGCUUUGACAAAGGCCAGGGCGUUGUCCUCUCCGCAACUUGGCAAUUGGGACUAUACUCCCCGGCGUCAGAUACACCAAGUGGCCCAGGGAAACCAAGCGAGACACCAGCCACGCCCACCCCGGCUCCCUCCAAUCCAGCUCCCUCCAAUCCGACACCGCCUUCGGUUCCUAAUAGUCCCCCAAUAGGAACCUCACCUCCGCCCAGCAUGCCAUCCCCUGGAGACGGCUCGCCGAUUGUGACCAUACCAGGGCCAGGAGUUUCCUCUGUACUUACCCUACGAUCAUUACGACAAGAAAUUUGUGAUGCCACAAUCGAAAUGAGCUUGAAAUCCGACCAUAUCAACGUCCAUAGCGCGCCCUUCAGAAUGAGCCCUCUUAUCUCUACCUCGAGCUACGGACUUGAUGAUGCUAGGCAUUCGCGCGCACAGCGGGCCAUGUGCCAACUCGAUGUGGCAAUUAAACAGGAUUCAUCUUCAAACACGAUGAAUCUGGACACCAGCGGCUAUGAUAAAGGGUCUAGAAACGCAGGCGUCACAUCUCCCAAGGACCCGCAACAUCCAAACGGACAAAGGCAACUAGAUCCUUUGAAAGUCCUUCCAACAGAGAUCUGGAUGCUCGUUCUCUGUGAUGUAUUUGAGGACCAUGUUGUAGGAGCACUCCCACUACUCCUCGUUUCGCGACACUGGAUGGAUUUAAUCACAACUUCGCCACCUCUUUGGACGCACGUCUAUGUCAGGGAUAGUGACGGUGAUUACGAAGAGGCGCUCACGUGGGCCCUCAAAUAUUCACGAUCAUACCCCUUGACAGUGACUAUCGAACUCCCCGCAGUGCAAGGCCGUGGGCAUCGCAUAUGGGGAGAAGUGCACCGGAUUAAAGAAAUUACAUUUAGGCGGUCCGCAGAGUCAAUACGAAACGUAUCGGCCGUGGACGUAUCCGCGAUGGAUUAUUUCUACGACAAAGUAUACAUGCUUCUCAAUACCUUCGAGUCAAUACCCAUAGAAAAUAUUACCGUGGACCAUUCAUUCGACUUUUACAGCUUGUCAAUGAUGAAGCAGCGGUUUCCAAAGGCGCCCAAGCUCAAAGGGCUCACCUAUUGGUGUCUUACCACAGAAAGUUUCAGCAGCGUAGAUACGGAAAAUCUCGAGUUCCUAUCGGCGAGCUCCUCAUUGGACACCCUCUACCCAUAUCUAGCCCCGCUUCAGCGUUUACGGCGCUUGGUAUUGACUCAAGCGGGCGAAGGUUCCAGCAAUGGAACAAGUAUCCCGGUCGCGAAUAGCAAAUCCCUUCCACCUUUGGAAACACUCGAAUUUUACCAGAGUUCUCCUCGCUCUUUACGACCAUUCAUCGUUUAUAACAACACACACUUACUUAAAUUGCACGUCAAAUUAUCUUGGGAAGAAUUUUGCGAAAACGCACCAUUCUUCUCGAACCUCUCCUCUCUCAACUAUCUACAUAUCAUUCUCAAAGCUCCCACGGCUCCCGUUACUGAUAUUCAACUUCUCCUUCCCUCUCUUCCCCAUGUUCAACGUUUUGAACUAGAUCAACAGACAGCCAAGGAUUCGCCCGAGACCGUCCAGUUCCCAGUGUCACCACAACUAAUGGCUUCCGUCCUAGACGUAUGCGGAACAAGUUUACCCGGGAUCAAGAACCUCUACCUGCAUUUGGUGGAUCCCACACCGAUCGAGAGCGCUUUGCAGCUCCUCGAAAGAAUGAAAUUGCUUCAAAAGCUUGAUUAUCGGGGACAGGUGAUAGAAACCAAGAGACCAGCAAGGAACGCGCGGCUACGGCUCGAGCGAGUGGAGAAGAUCGUUCUCUCCAGCACCCUCCUGCUUGCAUACCUUGACCUUCCUAUUGCCACUCAUAUAUCGAUACGUUCGAAAACAGAAGAGAACGGCAACACUAUUCCGAUCAUAGAGGCUCCGAAAGUGCAGACUUUGAUGGUUCACGCCUCUUCUGCAUCCAUAUUCGGCCUUAAUACAUUCCCUAGGUUGGACAAAUUGACCUGGAUCGACCCGGGCGGAGGAUGUGCCUCUAUUCCACGCAGUAUUCACAACCUCACCCAGAUUUGCUUCGACUAUUCUAGUCCACGCAAGGAAUGCAACGACUUUUGCGAGUUGUUGCUUCGGUAUCCAUUUUCAUGCAGAGGUCUACAUACUAUUGAGAUGCGGGCUUAUCCAGAGUGGGAUAUCCUAUUCCUCAUGCUUGUUCGUCGGAAUGUCGAGGCAGGAGACGGAGUAGCUCGCAUCUCGACCAUCAAAAUGCCGGGUUUCCCUGGUGUCUCGCUUCUGCAGCCAAUGACAAGGCUAUUGAGCGGCUGCAUGCCGGAGAAGAUGCCGCCUCUUUCCGAGCUCUCAUUGGGUACUGUGGAUGGGCCAUACUUUGACGUCAGUGUGCUCGGUUGCGAGGAUUGUAUCGACUGUCGGAUGACAUGUACGGUCGGGUUUGAACGUCACUCCGCAGAGAAGUACAAGGAAGAAAGCUUGACUGACCUGGACACGUCUGUCCAAGAUCCAGCAGAAGUAAAGGCACUGGAAGGAUCAUCACCGUCGCUGCCAGCCGACUUGGAGGCGUGGUUUGACGGGUGGUCAUCUCGACGGCGGUUGUGGUACGCCAAGUGGAUGAAAUUCGAUCGACAUACCCGGCGAAAGGGUGCAUGCGAGCGGCAUAAUUACAACGAUUUGGUCUCGAUCACCGGCGACACUCUUCAUGGCAUUCCAUUUCAUUCAUAUGCCAUGGAGUAUCUGUUUGAACCUGGCGAACAUUUAUUACCUGUUCCCGUAGACUCGACGAGUCGAGGGGGCGUGCAGGCGAGCACCAAUUCGAAAACCGAGUCGAUACAAGAGGCCAAGAAUCCGAAAAAGAACCACAAAGUGCCCAAGUUUGACCAGAAAUACUAG